Molecule: messenger RNA, 1851 nt
Organism: Cylindrotheca closterium
Lineage: Eukaryota; Bacillariophyta; Bacillariophyceae; Bacillariales; Bacillariaceae
Source: the annotation of a GenBank genome assembly
AUGUCCUGGAAAUUGGGACCUCGGAUGAUUCCAGCCCCAAUCUGCUGCAUCCAACAAGUCCGAGCGUAUUGUGUACCACGACUGGAGCACGACGACGACGACGACGACGACGCGAAUAAUAAGGAUGCCGGCAGCACCACCUUUCUGGUCCAAGUUGAACUGGAGAAUGGCAUGAUUGGGAUUGGUAUUAGCACGGGAGGUGAUGCCGCAUGUUACAUUGUCGAGAAACAAUUGGCCAAGCAGUGUGUCGAGGGAGAAGAUCCAUCCAACGUGGAGUUGAUUUGGAACAAAAUGUUUCGUCAGAUUUCGGUGCACUAUAGCGAACGAGGGGUUGCCAUGCAUGCCAUUAGCGCCAUUGAUUUGGCCAUUUGGGAUGUCUUGGGGAAAUUGAGAAAGUUGCCAGUUUAUGCCAUGUUGGGUGGGAAAACCAAAGAAAAACUGUCGCUGUAUGCCACCACGGUGCGACCGGAUGUGGCCAAGCGCCUGGGAUUUCAGGCUGCCAAAAUGACAAUGCCGUUUGGACCAUCGGAAGGAUCCAACGGAAUGACACAAAAUUUGAAUUUGAUUCGCAAGUGGAGGGGAACCCUUGGACCGGAUUAUCCAUUGAUGGUGCAGUGCAACAGGGAAAAACUGACAUUGCCCUAUGCCAUUGAAUUGGCCAAACAUUGCCAAGGCUGCAAUCUAAAAUGGAUGGAGGAAUCAUCGUCAUCACCAUCAUCAUCCCUGGCUCCUCCGCGACGAAACAACCAAUGCGAUUGGUAUUCCAAACUAAAGGACCAGGUGCCCACGAUAUCUUGGGCAAUUGGGGAACACUUGUACACGCGAUAUGACUACCGAGGGUUACUCGAACAGGAAUCUUGCAGUGUCAUUCGUCUCAAUCUGACCACCUGUGGGGGUCUCACGGAAGCACGAAAGAUUGUUGCCAUGGCAUCUGCCUAUGAUGUAAAUGUCAUUCCAACUGCUUCCAGCAGUGUCUAUGGAUACCACUUGCAAAUGGCCUUUUCCAACUGUCCAAUAGGAGAGUUCAUCAUCCACAAGUCACAAGAAGAUUCAAAUUCGAAUAGAAAUGGAAACCAUUUGAAAGGCUACUUUGGAUCCAUUGUAUUAGGAGAACCUUUGCCAUCCAAUGGACACAUUUCACUGUCACCCGAUAAAUUUGGUUUUGGAAUCCACCUCAUGGGACAACAACAACAACAACAACAACAACAACAACAUGGCAGCAGCCAAUUGGUAUUCACACGGCCCUAUCAACAUCAUCCUUGGUCUGCUGCUCCUGCUGCUGCAGUGGGUCCUCGGGAAGAUCAAAGCCGACAAGCGGCGGCGCACAAUCUAGUGGCAGCCGCCAAGACGACCUUUUCUUCCAUUUCACCAACAACGACAACAACGACAACGACAACAACAACAACAAUGCAGCCAACCACGGCUGUCAUUUCACCUCCGACCACUUCGCAGCAACAGCCACCAGGACAUCCAUCGCCAUUGCGGGGAGGAGGAGGAGACCACCAUCAGAAUAACAAAUUGAUUCCCAUCAAGCGAGCCAUGGAUCGAAAGGUUAGGACGACCAAUCCUCUCCCAUGCGCUGCUACUGGUACUAAUGCUGCUGCUACUACUACUGCUACUACUAAUCCAUCAGCAUACAUGACAACUACCAACAACAACCAAAAUCAACACAAGAUGGUGACGGGUUUUCGAAGGUUUCUUUCCACUGAGACCGUCCAAGGCCUGAGCUAUCAAGAAUCGGGAGAUUGGUGCAAAAAGGUGGGAAUCUCUCUAUCGGGACGCAAACAUGAAAGGAUUCAUCGGCUGACAGAGUACCUCAAGAGUAAGCCGAAUGGAUACAAGGAAUACUAG